GGACCCUGCAGUGCAAGGGGUCAAUGGAACUGCUGCCGUCAUGUUUCCGACUCUUACUGGGGGUCUGCGCGUUGUGUUAAUGUUCUCCCAAAACAAAACUACCUUUACGGCACUCAAGUAUGUACUCGACAUAUAACUUGCAAUUAAGUAUACUGGAGCCAGGGUGGUUAAGCACGUGCUCGGCCUCCUCAACAGACUUAUACCAACCAUUUGUUUGGGCCUUGGCGAGCUUCAUGGGGUCAAGCUGGAUUACCUUUUUCAUUUUCGUAGAUCCAUCGAAACACACGUUCACGACGAUUAUUAGCCUCUGAAUUCAUGGUAUAGUGGAAAAUAACUUUCUCACCCUUUUUGUAAUUGCUGUUAUAUCCCAGACAAUAUAUCCCUAUGACUAAUAUCACAGAGAACUGAUCUGUCAACAAUAUCACGAAUGACAUUUUUAACAAAUCAUCAAUGUAUUCGGGAGGAGAAGCUUUCUUACUGUGGGGCACACCAUCAGCAAGUUUGCUGUCGUUGUUGUUGUCGCUGUCGUUGUUGUUGCCAUUGUCAGCAUCACCAGAACCUUUCUUAGACCAUACAGUCCUCUCAGCCUUGAUACUCUUCCUCUGUGUGUUGGAAGGUGAGUCUAGUAAUACGAUAAUUGAAACGCCAUCCGUACGAAUGAUCCCUCUGAACUUGUGUAGUUUUUUGUCAUUUUAAGAAUCGAGCAAAACCGGCCAACAAGAUAUAUCACAAAAUAGUGACCAAAUUUCUUCUGGUGACUUGCCUUCAAG
Kickxella alabastrina is the source of this 770-nucleotide messenger RNA. RefSeq lists its product as uncharacterized. The record is from RefSeq and is a predicted model, not a curated record. Lineage: Eukaryota; Fungi; Kickxellomycota; Kickxellomycetes; Kickxellales; Kickxellaceae. The transcript has a single exon. Bases 451 to 696 code for a protein of 81 amino acids.